Messenger RNA from Chelonoidis abingdonii (Abingdon island giant tortoise), 1788 nucleotides. RefSeq names its product acrosin binding protein (gene ACRBP). Gene Ontology annotation, molecular function: protein binding. NCBI's taxonomy places the organism in Eukaryota, Metazoa, Chordata, Testudines, Testudinidae. The record is from RefSeq and is a predicted model, not a curated record. Gene Ontology annotation, cellular component: acrosomal vesicle; nucleus.
GAUCAUUUCUACAUUGCUCUUGAUCUCUUUGACCUCCACCCUCACUGUGGCUCCUCUAGGAUUCUGACUAUGAGGUCACCAUAUUCUCAUUCCAACAGCCUCCAUGUUGGCCUUUGAAAUGGGAGGAGUUGGUUGGGAGUUGCAGACACUGGAGUUAAAGAGAAGAAAAUGCUGAGGUUCCAGUAUCUGCCUUGGGCCCUCCUGGUAGGACUUCUGCUCCUCAUGGUGCAGCCUGUCUGGAGCAUGUCAUCCCUGGUUCCAGGCAGCCCACUGUCUGACAAUGAGUACCAGGUCUUCUUUUCUGCCCUGAUGCCCUCCUGGAAGGCAGGUGUGGCCUGCCAGAUCCGACGUACUCAAGGGUGUCAUGACCCUAAAGUCAUCCGUCUGGACCAGUUUGAGAACCACGGCUGGAUCCCAGAGGGCCCUGUCUGUUCUGACCUCCCAGAUGCCUCGUGGUUUCAAACCUUCUGCCAGUUUGCACAUUAUCGCUGCUCCAACCGCAAGUACUACACCAAGCGGAUCCUGUGUCCUGAUAUGGAUCCCCCCAAAGAACAUCGUGCCCAAGGAGAGGUGUCUGAUACCAUGGGCUCCUGGGCAAAAAGCAACUGGUCUUCCCAUGCUGGGUCCACUAGCGAAGCAGCGCUGGGUCAGGCAGACCCCAGACCCAUGAGUCAGACUCCCCUGCUGCAUCCUGACAUCCGCCUCCACUCCAAUGUCAACACUAUUCUGAAAUAUGCCUAUGCGGUCUCGGGCCAGGAACCAGUGAUCAGGAGUCAUAGCCCAGAUGUGCCGACUCAGAGAAGUCUCAAGCCUGGAGGGGACCCGGAGCUGGCAGGCCCCCUGCAAGUCCAGCCAGUCACAGCCACCCCUGAAACUUCCCCCUCAGCCAUGAAACCCAGUGUCAAGACUGGAAGGGCCACAGAGCAGAAGAGGCCCUGGAAGGGCCACAUGCAGAAGAGCAUCCAGCAGCUGAUCAACUCAGCUCUCUCCUUGGAGGGCUCUCCGGAGAUCGAGACCACUCAGGUGCCCCUAGGCACUGCACCAGAUUGGAAGGACUCAUUCAGCAGUGCCCAGGAAGGGAUCCCAGAUGCAAGCAGCAGUGGCAGCCUCUUAGCUCUGGAGAGGGAUGAGGCUCUGGUGAUUCUCUGCUAUGCAAUGCUGGAGGGGAUCUGCCUAUCAUCAGCCGUUACCCAGGCUUGGAAGCGAAUGGAGGCAAGAACACUUGGAUUUGGGGAUUCGGUGUGUGAUAGUCUUGGAAGGCACCACAUGGAACUGUGCCCCGACUGUGCCUUCUGCUCACUGAAGAGGGAGCAGUGCCAUGGGGUGUCAGAUCUGAGACGUGUUCACUGUGAUGUUGGCACCUUCACUACCUACAUCAACCCUGAGAUCUCUGCCCAAUAUCAGGCUGUGGGCAAUAAGGUUGGUUCCCUGGAGGCAAUGGGGUAUUAUGGGAUGGAGGUGUACGGCGGGCUGCGUGCAGAUUAUUGGUGUGGCCGCCUGGCCACACACGGCUGUGAUGACCCCCGUGUGAUCCUUUGGCUGCAAGUGGAAUAUGCUUUCUUCCAAGGAGGAGACUUCCCAAACAAAAUCUGUGACUCAGAUGGAGUUCAGCACCCUAAUUACUGUGCAUUCAAGAGUCACCAGUGCCUACAGCGCAGCCUCAGCAGCCAAAAGGUGCUUCGUCAUGGUUGCCGCAGGAAUGAGACAUACCAAGUGCUGAGUGAAGAGAAAGGUGAAGAGGAGGUGCUGCUCUGGAGCCAGAAAUUCUUCAGCUUGACUGAGGGAUGA